ACGAGAGGAAACCUAAACAAUCUAUAUUGAAAGUAGCCGCCGCUUGUUUCCGUCGAUCAAAGUUAAAAAAAAAUAAUGGGAGAUUCCUCGGUUAAAAUGCGUGAGGGAUUCAGGAGGGAGCGUGAGGGAUUCAGGAGGGAGCGUGAGUUUAUGGGGAAAGUGAGACAAUGUGGUGGGUUCGAUAUCGAGCAUUUGAUGAAAGCAAAACCAGGCCUUUGUAAUUUCGUGGCUUCGGAGACCACAAAGGAUAAACCCGCCCCCAGGUACAUCGUCCUAUAUGCUAGGUUGGGGAUCCACAAGUACAAUAUGAUCCAGGGGACUAACUUGGAGCUGCAUGGCAUAGAGAAGUACAAUGUGUUGCGUAAAAUACCUUAUUUUAUUCACUUUGUAACCGCAGUUGCAAAGGAUCCUGCUGCCGGCGGUUCUCUUGUAACUUUCCAGACCAGUUUUUAUGAAGAAGUCUAUGGCAAGAGCUUGUCUUGUUUUAUUGCUAGGCCCAAGCCCGGACCUCAUGAGGAGGAUAAUGCUUAUAAUUUAUGGGUUCAAUCUGAUAAUGAAUCUGAUGAUGAAACUGAAGACAAAAGUGAAUUGCCUGAGUGGCCGGGAGAGAAUGCUUUCGAUGAUAAAAAGCAUUAUUACGUGGUGGAGAAAUCAGAGCUUGGAAAAAAUGACUGGAUUCGUGUAUAUCUUGAGCUUGCAUUCCUCGUUCCAAAUUUGAGCAUUCGAAGUCUUGAUCUGUCGAAGGUGGUCAUUACUAAAGUAGCGGUGUAUACUAGCGACGAGGACAUGGCUUUGCCAAACGAGAAACUCAAUGCCAGAAAUGCAAUUUUCUACAUCAAGUACAAGUACUGCCCAAAUGAAAAUGAGGAUCAUGGUUGCAAGCCAACACGUGAUGGCGUAGCUAUAGUAAGAAGAAAGAUGGACAAGAUCUCUGGAUAUACCACUCUCUCGUUCCAGGGCGAUUGCAAUUGGAGAGAUACUUUUCUGUAGAGCAGAGAAUUGGCCAAUCCUAUGGCUCGUAUUCGUUGGUCUUUCUGUUAAGCGUCUAAUUAAGUAAUUAUAAGACCAGCUCCAUUUUAAAAUGUGGAUCACGUUAUAAAUUAUUAACUAUUGUCAAAU
Messenger RNA from Brassica napus (rape), 1119 nucleotides. RefSeq lists its product as uncharacterized. Bases 76 to 990 code for a protein of 304 amino acids. Lineage: Eukaryota; Viridiplantae; Streptophyta; Magnoliopsida; Brassicales; Brassicaceae. The record is from RefSeq and is a predicted model, not a curated record. The transcript has 6 exons.